UUGACAUUUAAAAGGUUGGGACAAAGCGUUCAAAGACAGAGAUGUUCAACCAUUUCGUCUGGAUAACGUUAUUGUUUUUGGAGAAGAAAAAAAACGUUACUGUUUUCAACAAACAACUGUCUUAAAAAUAGACGAAACAAAGAAACAACUUUUAAAGAAUAUGAAAUGGUGAAGAUGUCCUCAAGAACCUGAAGACAAGAUCAACUUGUUGACAGCCAGACAAGUGUUGAACUUACUUGCUGAUGUUAACGAUGUGAAUACAGAUCGCUUUGCAAUCUAAUGGACCGCAAGGGACCCGUCCGUCACCAAUAGCUGAUAUAUUUCAUACAUUUUGGACCGUGAUAUUACCAGUACUUUAGCUCGUUAGGUAGUUAACUAACUCGGCAGCUGUGAACUGUGAACAGAGCUUUCUAUCGGAGUUAAUAAGAGAGGCAUUAUUUUCCUAAGUAGUUAUGUUUCCGUUAGAUUCGACGUGGAACAUUUCCUUUGCAGGUUGCGGUUUCUUAGGCAUCUAUCAUAUCGGUGUAGCUAGUUGUCUACAGGAGCAGUGUCCGUUUCUAGUGCAUAACGCCCGGCACAUCUACGGGGCAUCAGCUGGGGCGCUCACCGCCACUGCGCUGGUCAGCGGAGCUUGUUUAGGUGAGGCAGGUGCCAACAUCAUUGAUGUGGCCAAAGAUGCCCGGAAACGUUUCCUGGGUCCUAUGCACCCGUCCUUCAACCUGGUAAAGAUCAUGCGUAACAUGCUGUAUAAAACGCUGCCACCGGAUGCCCACCAUCGUGCCACAGGGAGGCUGGGCAUAUCACUCACCAGGGUGACCGACGGAGAGAAUGUCUUGGUGUCCCACUUUAACAGCAAGGAGGAAGUGGUGCAGGCGUGUGUCUGCAGUGCUUACAUCCCUGUGUACUGUGGACUGAUCCCCCCGACACUGCAGGGUGUGCGUUACGUGGACGGUGGUAUCAGUGAUAAUCUGCCUCAGUAUGAGCUGAAGAACACCAUCACCGUGUCUCCGUUCUCUGGAGAGAGUGACAUCUGCCCUAGAGACCGAUCCACCAACAUGCAUGAACUACGAUUCACCAACACCUCCAUCCAGUUUACACUCACCAACCUCUACAGAGUGUCCAAAGCUCUGUUUCCCCCUGAGCCACAGGUUAUGAAGGCCAUGUGUAAACAAGGGUACAACGAUGCUCUUCACUUUCUGAAGAAGAACGGACUGUUGAAUCCCCAAGGACCCCACAGACCUCUAAUAGCCGACGGUGAGGAAGAUGACGUCAUCGAGGAUGAUGAUGAUGACGACGAUGAUGAAGAACACGAGGAGCGGCUGGUACAGAACGAGAUCAGACCCAUUGAGAAAGAGUCCGUGGUGGCCCCCGCCGAGUCCAAAUCCAACAUCGAGGAUCAUAUCUUCGAGCACCUGCCACCCAGACUACACAAAGCUCUGGUGGAAGCCUGCAAGGAGAGAUACAGUCUGGGCCAGUCGCUAAGCAACCUGCUGCCAGUCAGGAUGGCGACGGCUAUGAUGCUUCCAUACACCUUUCCCCUGGAGUCUGCUCUGUCUAUGACUGUUAGACUGUUAGAGUGGCUGCCUGAUGUUCAGGAGGAUGUGGGAUGGAUCAGGGAGCAGGUCGUUAAGGUGUUGCAGUGUGCUGUGAGCCGGGCCACCAAGACUGUCUCCAACCACGUCUCUGCAAACUGUUACUACCAGUUGGAGCUGCGUCACUGCCAGUCCCUGCCUGCCCAACUCAACCCUGCCAGACUGCUCCCUAGCUGGGCGAGUGGAGGCAGCUCCUCUGUCCUGGAUGUUAUCAGUCGUCUGGACCAGUACCAGAGGCAGCUGCUGCCGGGCUCCUUCUGUGUCAACCUGGACCUCCACGGCGCCUUAUACACCAGGGGGACCCCAGGCCCAGGAAGAUGCCCCGAAGCUGGGGAAGGAAGUCCAGGACCAGCCCUGGCCCCUAUAGACCCAGAGGAGGUCGAGGGGAUGGGGCUGAUGAUGAGGAGGCUCAAUGAAAACCACAACUCUACUCCAGCCUCACUCUAACAUUAGAAUGUAUCCCUAAAGAAAAGGACGAGGGUGGACUGUGAAUUAGGGCGUGUCCAGAGGGUAAAUUAGGGCGUGUCCAGAGGGUAAAUGAGGGCGUGUCCAGAGGGUAAAUGAGGGCGUGUCCAGAGGGUAAAUGAGGGUGUGUCCAGAGGGUAAAUUAGGGCGUGUCCAGAGGGUAAAUUAGGGCGUGCCCAGAGAGUACACCGAGCCAAACCCACAUUCAGUACACCGAGCCAAACCCACAUUCAGUACCCCGAGCCAAACCCACAUUCAGUACCCCGAGCCAAACCCACAUUCAGUACCCCGAGCCAAACCCACAUUCAGUACACCGAGCCAAACCCACGUUCAGUACCCCGAGCCAAACCCACAUUCAUUACCCCGAGCCAAACCCACAUUCAGUACCCCGAGCCAAACCCACAUUCAGUACCCCGAGCCAAACCCACAUUCAGUACCCCGAGCCAAACCCACAUUCAGUACCCCGAGCCAAACCCACAUUCAGUACCCCGAGCCAAACCCACAUUCAGUACACCGAGCCAAACCCACGUUCAGUACCCCGAGCCAAACCCACAUUCAGUACACCGAGCCAAACCCACGUCAGUACCCCGAGCCAAACCCACAUUCAUUACCCCGAGCCAAACCCACAUUCAGUACACCGAGCCAAACCCACGUUCAGUACCCGAGCCAAACCCACAUUCAGUACCCCGAGCCAAACCCACGUUCAGUACCCCGAGCCAAACCCACAUUCAUUACCCCGAGCCAAACCCACAUUCAGUACACCGAGCCAAACCCACGUUCAGUACCCCGAGCCAAACCCACAUUCAGUACACCGAGCCAAACCCACGUUCAGUACCCCGAGCCAAACCCACAUUCAUUACCCCGAGCCAAACCCACAUUCAGUACCCCGAGCCAAACCCACAUUCAGUACCCCGAGCCAAACCCACAUUCAGUACCCCGAGCCAAACCCACAUUCAGUACACCGAGCCAAACCCACAUUCAGUACCCCGAGCCAAACCCACAUUCAUUACCCCGAGCCAAACCCACAUUCAGUACACCGAGCCAAACCCACGUUCAGUACCCCGAGCCAAACCCACAUUCAGUACACCGAGCCAAACCCACGUUCAGUACCCGAGUGCAUAUAUUUCAUUGUAUGUGACCCCAGUGGGAACCAAAGCCACGAUGACACUGGCAUCGCUGACACCACACAGUUACUGUUAUUAUCAGUAUUAUCUUAAAACUACAUCGUUGGUCAGAAGGACAUUUUCACUGUGAGGUUCUACACCUGUUGUCUUCAAGCACAUGUGACAAAUACAAUUUGAUUUGAUUUAUCGACUGAGCCACACUGGAUCUCUAGGAGCUGUUGGUAGCUAUUAGGGCCCUAGUGGGAUGUCUAUUAGGAUCACAGACUGUCGACGCCUAGGAACCUACAGGGACCUUCGACAACCUGUCACCGAUCUGCAGAAUCUCGUCUGUACACACAGCACCUUAGAAUGACAUUUAACUUAUUUUCAUUGAGUUGUUAUCCGUCCUCAGACUCUGAUCACAAGUCCGUCAGCUCGUCGUUACACAGUGCCUCACAGUACUUUGACAUUCAGUACCAGUUAAAAGUUUGGACACAACUACUCAUUCAAGGUUUUAUUUUUAUUUUUUUUACUAUUUUCUACAUUGUAGAAUAAUGGUGAAGACAUCAAAACGAUGAAAUAACACAUAUGGAAUCAUGUAGUAACCAAAAAAGUGUUAAACAAAUCAAAAUAUAUUUUAGAAAUGUAAGAUUCUUCAAAGUAGCCAAACUUUGCCUCAAUGACAGCUUUGCACACUCUUGGCAUUCUCUCAACCAGCUUCAUGAGGCACCUGGAAUGCAUUUCAAUGAACAGGUGUCUUUUUAUUCAUACCUUAAAAUGACUCCCUUUUUGUUGUA
Molecule: messenger RNA, 3957 nt
Organism: Oncorhynchus nerka (sockeye salmon)
Lineage: Eukaryota; Metazoa; Chordata; Actinopteri; Salmoniformes; Salmonidae
Product: patatin-like phospholipase domain-containing protein 2
Exons: 9
Coding region: 453-2039 (528 amino acids)
Biological process (GO): positive regulation of triglyceride catabolic process; triglyceride catabolic process; lipid homeostasis
Cellular component (GO): cytoplasm; lipid droplet; membrane
Molecular function (GO): triacylglycerol lipase activity
Source: RefSeq, a predicted model, not a curated record